This is a messenger RNA of Spinacia oleracea (spinach), 962 nucleotides long. RefSeq names its product protein DETOXIFICATION 45, chloroplastic-like. The transcript is spliced from 5 exons. Bases 321 to 863 code for a protein of 180 amino acids. Gene Ontology annotation, cellular component: chloroplast. NCBI's taxonomy places the organism in Eukaryota, Viridiplantae, Streptophyta, Magnoliopsida, Caryophyllales, Amaranthaceae. The record is from RefSeq and is a predicted model, not a curated record.
UCGAGUUGCAAUUUCUAAUCAAUUGGAAUUGCGGAACUUGAUUUUGGUGGAUUCAUACAUUUAAUUUUUUUUGUUUGUUUGAGUCCUAUUCUUGAUGUGCGGAAAAGGAAGGCGGUUCGAUUGAGCAAAGAUGUCGACUCCAAACGUCGCCAAAUUAACAAUGGAUGUGGGAUUGGAUAAUGAAACAUGAGCCGGUGGUUUCAAGAAAGAAAGUUGCUCGCGUCCUAUUUUCCGUCAACCUCUUCGCCGCGGCUACCUGUCCCCUCUUUUAGGCUGUCGUUCAUAGAGCUAAGAACUCAAAAUAUUCAGCUGAUGAGGAUAUGGAGGAGACAGAUGUUAAAGAUCCAAAUUUAAAGCAAUCUCUGGAGUCUGCUACUUCUCAGAUUAGCCAGCUAGCUCUUUCUAAUAGUCCUACUGGUAAAUCUUCACUGAAUUCUAUUGUGGGAUCAGAUACGGCCAAUGCAGGUGUAGAUAUUGACUUUUUGACUUUUUAUGUCUGUACAUUGAUGAUUUGGUUUCUUAGCAAGAGAGUAAUAUUAUUACCUCCAAAAUUUGGAGAUCUGAAGUUUGGGGUCUAUUUAAAAUCUGGUGGAUUUCUGAUUGGAAGAACUGUGGCUGUUUUGAUAACUAUGACGAUUGGGACCUCGAUGGCUGCUCGUCAAGGUCCUCUAGCUAUGGCUGCUCAUCAAAUCUGUAUGCAAGUGUGGUUGGCUGUCUCUCUUUUAACUGAUGGAUUGGCCGCAUCUGGUCAGGUCUACACUCCGAGGAAUGCGCCUAUACUAGUGAGGAAAUUGAUGUGGUUCGUGAGCAACGGGCUAAGUGUUUUACCCGCAAGUAUUUACUAUUGGCUUGAGCGCGCUUGAUCGAGGUGGUUUAGUUGUUAUAGAACAAUCGUUUCCAUUAAAAUGUAUGCGUACAUUGAAAUUGGAACGUAUAUUUGAAUGUAGUACGUGCACUUUGGU